GAGCCACCUCUUCCUGUCUCACUGUUUCUCUGCCAGUUCAAUUCUGGUCAAAUAAUGACCGGGACCCGUCGAGCUGCCCAGGCCACACUGGGCUCUCCAGCUACCCCGACCCACUUGCCAAAUGCAACAACAAUCCCAAGCCAAAAACCAUCUGGAGGCCACAGUCCCAACAAGUUCAUGAGUGAACUGCGCAGCAUCCACAUGCCAUCGUGGGCUGUUGCUGCCCUUUGUCUCGUGAGUUUGUGCGUGGUGCUUUCAUGUGCUGUAUGUGUAUGGAAGAAGUGUUUGAAAAAGAAGGACAAGGACAAAGACAAGGACAAGAAAAAGGGAAAAGAGAAGAGCAUGGGAGGCUUUGACACUGAAAUGGAUGGAGGUUACAAUGAGCCGCUGAAAGAUGAAGGUAACAAAGAAACAGAGCUGUCUGAUAAUGAGCCCAAGGAGGAAGAAAAGCUGGGCAGACUACAUUUCACACUAGACUACAACUUCACAGAUAAUACGCUGGUGGUGGGCAUCUUGCAGGCUGCAGAGCUUCCUGCCAUGGAUGUAGGAGGUAGCUCUGACCCUUACGUUAAACUUUAUCUGCUCCCGGACAAAAAGAAAAAGUUUGAAACCAAAGUUCAUAGGAAGACACUCGAACCCAACUUCAAUGAGACUUUCACAUUUAAGGUACCGUACACUGAACUGGGCGGGAAGACACUGGUGAUGACUGUGUACGACUUUGACCGUUUCUCAAAACACGAUGCCAUAGGAGCGGUGAAGAUACCGAUGAGCAGUGUGGACUUCAGCCAGUCCCUGCAGGAGUGGAGGGACUUGCAGAAGGCAGAGAAGGAGGAGAGCGAGCGGCUCGGAGACAUAUGUUUGUCCUUGAGGUAUGUGCCCACUGCGGGGAAGCUGACAGUGGUGAUUCUGGAAGCCAAAAACCUGAAGAAAAUGGAUGUGGGUGGAUUAUCGGACCCUUACGUGAAGAUCCACUUAAUGCAGAAUGGGAAAAGACUCAAGAAGAAGAAAACAACGAUAAAGAAGAACACUUUGAACCCUUACUACAAUGAGUCUUUCAGCUUUGAAGUGCCAUGUGAACAGAUAGAGAAGGUGCAGAUAGCAGUCACUGUGUUGGACUAUGAUAAGAUUGGGAAGAAUGACGCCAUCGGGAAGGUGUUGCUGGGUGGUAACAGCACUGGGACCGAGCAACGUCAUUGGUCAGACAUGCUGGCUAACCCCCGGCGGCCCAUAGCCCAGUGGCACAGCCUCAAACCAGAGGAUGAAGUCAACGCACUAAUGUCCAACAAGAAAUGAAACUGACCCCAGUCUGCUAUGAGACGUCUGCAGUAUUUACCUCAGCCACUUCCAAUUUAUGUUUCUACCUCUGCUCUAAUUCCCCUUAAAAACCUUUAAGCUACUUAACUGAGUAAAUCUACCCAAUAAUACCCUGUUUUAACCUUGACACUAUCCGAGUCACUAUUACGCACUUAAAGCCCUCCUUCAGUAAUUCCCCACUGCUUCUAACUAAACUGCUAUAAAGAGUUUUAGACAAAGAUGUGUCACUGGGCACAGUGCUAUUAAAUCAGAUGAGAUUUUUUUUAAAAAAAUGUUUGUAUGUUUUUCUUCAUCUGUUCUGAGCUGCUCAAAAACAGUAACACCACACCUGAUAUAGACCUGCAGAGGAAGGCAAUCAAAAGGAUAUUGAAAUAAGAGCCUCAUAUGACUGCUGUUAUGUUAGUUAUUUCAUUAUAUUCACUGUUGUAUUUUGCUAAUCAAAUAACUGGGUUGCUAUAAUUCAUUUUGAAUGUAAGUUAUACAUUUGAAAUUUUAUUUUAUCUCAGUGGAGCAUUUUCCAAUAGAAAUAAUACUUAUUAAAACUACAAAAGUACACUGAUUGUGGUGUUGGAGCACAGCCUAGGACAAGAAAAAUGCUGAGAUAAGUGUUUUGGCAUCAUAAUUAAUGGACAGCUUUCUCUGCUGCAUCACAUACAAAACAGCAGAACAGGCCAGAAUCACAGCAAGAACCCAAGAGGGUUUUUUUCCUCUAUCUUCAUUUUUAGUUUUCAGUUAUCCAUGUCCAAUGUGAUACUUUAUUUCUAGGUUAAUGUUAAUGUUAAGACAGUAUUUUUCAAUCCCACAUGUGAAAUGAGCAAUAAAGCAUCAUCUUUCCGUUCUAAUUUACUUGUACACAGGCUGAGUGGUCAUGCUUAACAUUUUUCUGCUCCUUGAAUAAAAAAAAUUGC
Lates calcarifer (barramundi perch) is the source of this 2222-nucleotide messenger RNA. RefSeq names its product synaptotagmin Ib (gene syt1b). Gene Ontology annotation, biological process: regulation of calcium ion-dependent exocytosis; cellular response to calcium ion; regulation of dopamine secretion. Gene Ontology annotation, molecular function: calcium-dependent phospholipid binding; phosphatidylserine binding; syntaxin binding. The transcript is spliced from 8 exons. NCBI's taxonomy places the organism in Eukaryota, Metazoa, Chordata, Actinopteri, Centropomidae. The coding region runs from base 55 to 1293 and encodes 412 amino acids. Gene Ontology annotation, cellular component: axon; synaptic vesicle membrane; dense core granule. The record is from RefSeq and is a predicted model, not a curated record.